UGGGAGGUCAAGAACUACAAGGAGAGGCGAGAGCAAUGACAUCCUCCCUGCGGCUAGAGCGGCCGCGACGAGAAAGAGACUUCCUGGGCGGGGCUAGCAUAUUCUUUUCCUUCCGGUAGGGGGAAUGUGGGCCGCCUGCGACGUCAAGGUUCGCUUUUGCUUGGCCGCUGCUUCCGUCACUCUGAGACGGCGCCUGAGAUUGGGGGCGACCAUGGCAAAAAGCAAGUUCGAGUACGUGAGGGACUUCGAAGCUGAUGACACCUGCCUGGCCCACUGCUGGGUGGUAGUGCGGCUGGACGGCAGGAACUUCCAUCGGUUUGCCGAAAAGCACAACUUUGCAAAACCUAAUGACAUCCGUGCUCUCCACCUGAUGACCAAAUGUGCCCAGACCGUAAUGGAAGAACUGGAAGAUAUUGUGAUUGCAUAUGGACAGAGUGAUGAGUACAGCUUUGUGUUCAAGCGGAAAAGCAACUGGUUUAAAAGAAGAGCCAGUAAAUUCAUGACUCACGUGGCUUCCCAGUUCGCCUCCAGCUUUGUGUUUUAUUGGCGGGAUUACUUUGAGGACCAGCCCCUUUGGUAUCCCCCUGGCUUUGAUGGAAGAGUCGUAGUGUAUCCCAGCAACCAGACCUUAAAGGACUACCUCAGCUGGCGGCAAGCAGACUGUCACAUCAAUAAUCUUUAUAAUACAGUUUUCUGGGCACUUAUACAACAGUCUGGACUAACUCCGGUACAAGCCCAAGAGAGAUUACAGGGAACUCUUGCAGCAGACAAGAAUGAGAUUUUGUUUUCCGAAUUCAAUAUCAACUACAAUAAUGAGCCGCUGAUGUUUAGGAAAGGGACUGUGUUGUUCUGGCAGAAGGUGGAUGAAAUCACGACAAAAGAAGUUAAGCUGCCAGCAGAAAUGGAAGGAAAAAAGAUGGCAGUGACCCGGACCAGGACUAAGCCAGUGCCCUUGCACUGUGAUAUAAUUGGGGAUGCCUUCUGGAAGGAACAUCCAGAGAUCCUCGAUGAAGACAGCUGACCUUUGCUCUUCAGUUCUGACUGCUUAGCCUUGCAAGCCCCUCAAGUCUCCCUGCCAAGGGGCCCUAGCAUCCUGCUGCCCAGGACACUGCUGGGAAGACAUGACUCGGCCCAGGAGGGAAGCAGGGAGGGAAAGGAUGGGUGGAGGUGGCGCAUCUUGUUCUGCCAAGCAGAACACCUUUUUUGCAGUGUUGGAAUAUGAUUUCUUUGGUAGACGUGCAUUUUUUUAAAAUCCUGAUACUAUUUUUAUAAAGCAAGAACUAUUUCAUGCCUUGCAGAAUGAAUCAUUUUUAGAGUAUGACAUAAACCUUAUGAAAACCUGUCAGCUCUUUUCACCGAUGAUAGAAGAAGAGCCCAAACUUUACUCUCACCCACCUGUUCUAAACUGGAAAACCCAGUGACCUUGAAAAUCUCACCCCUGCCACCCAUCUACUUGCAUUCAUAUUCAGCAGACCUGAAGAUAAAUAUGGGUGAACGCCUGCAUGAAGCCUCUGAAUUCGGGAACUGCGGGGAAGCUCAGGGCUUUGUGCCAGUCUCCAGGUUGGCAACUGUGGCUGAACAAAUGAGUAGUGGUUGGGUGUCCCUGUGUACACAUUCUGUGGGUUGAUUUAAUGGAGUUGUCAGCAUGUUGUCACCAUCUUCUAGCCAGGGGCAUAGCUUCCAAGAAGAAAAAGAAGAAAAAGUUACUCCAUAUCCUCUGGAUAUGUUCGUUUUAAAUUAGCUUUCCUAUUGGACUUCCUGAUAAAGAUUCUCAGGUAGCCAUUGUGUAAUCAGGACAAUGACAUUGGAGUCCAAGAGCAAAGGGGUCAGUGUGCCUCUUGGGGGUCACAGGUAGCAGGUGUCAGAGGUGCCGUAACAGCUCCACCUGCAGCAUGGGUGAGGAGCCUGAGAGCCACGGAAGUCGUCACCUGUUGCCAGCUGGUGGCCUCUGAAGGAGGGAGGUGGUGGGAAUAGGUGGCAAGGGAACGCAUGUCCUUGUUUUAUAUUUAGAGGAAAAUUAUUUGGCUCUAAUGAGAAUUAAUUAGAGACGGCCCAUAUCCCAGCGUCUGGUCUUGCAUUGUAGAAUUUACAGAUUCAUCGACACCCAGUCUGUUGGUGCCAUGUCUUUCCUUCCUUUUCUCCCCACUCCACAGAAAUAGGAGGUAUGGCUCUUGUUUGGUAAUUGCUAAAAUCCCUUUGAGGAAAAAAUAAAGGUUUUAACUCCCUUGG
Molecule: messenger RNA, 2229 nt
Organism: Carlito syrichta (Philippine tarsier)
Lineage: Eukaryota; Metazoa; Chordata; Mammalia; Primates; Tarsiidae
Gene: THG1L
Product: tRNA-histidine guanylyltransferase 1 like
Exons: 7
Coding region: 125-1021 (298 amino acids)
Biological process (GO): tRNA modification
Molecular function (GO): magnesium ion binding; tRNA guanylyltransferase activity
Source: RefSeq, a predicted model, not a curated record